AUGUGUAAACAAUACCACUACUACUCCGAGUGCAUCACGACCAAUUGCCACUCCAUCCUCGGCUCCAAGAAGCGCAAUCGGUACUGCCGCGAAGCUCUCAAAGCUAGACGCCUCGGACGCUGCUCGACAGGCGUCCAAAACGCUGGAGAAUUCCGCGACGAGGACUCAACAGCGUGUUGCCGCGCCUGCAAACAGCAAGCCAAGACAGCCCGCCAGCGCGAACGGCAGAACGAACAGCAGGUCCCGGACCAGAACGGUAGUGACUAG
Molecule: messenger RNA, 267 nt
Organism: Daldinia childiae
Lineage: Eukaryota; Fungi; Ascomycota; Sordariomycetes; Xylariales; Hypoxylaceae
Exons: 1
Coding region: 1-267 (88 amino acids)
Source: RefSeq, a predicted model, not a curated record